Molecule: messenger RNA, 3689 nt
Organism: Drosophila mojavensis
Lineage: Eukaryota; Metazoa; Arthropoda; Insecta; Diptera; Drosophilidae
Gene: Drep1
Product: DNA fragmentation factor subunit alpha
Exons: 4
Coding region: 296-1156 (286 amino acids)
Biological process (GO): apoptotic process; regulation of apoptotic process
Source: RefSeq, a predicted model, not a curated record
GUUCAGUUGAAACCGGCGGUCGCUCGCGCUUCUGCUAAUUGCACGUAAAGCUUGGAACUACGCUUGAAUUAUAAAUGAAAAGCUGAACAAAAAACAUUUUGAGCGCAGUUUGCACAAAGUAAUAAUUGUUGUCAGUAUUGCAUCAAGUGCUGUGUAAACCAAAUAAAUAUUAAUUAAAGCUAUAUAAAUUAAAGCUAAUGCUGUGCAGUGUUGCAAAUGUGCCAAUAACUGUUUAGAACAAUUUUGCAAAUUUUUAAAAAUAUAAUCACAAAGCUAACAAUAGUAUUGAGCCAAAAUGCCAAAUGCUACGGAAAUAACAAAUGGCACUGACUCCAGAAAGCCAUUCAAAGUCAAGGACGUCACGCGCAACAUUAAAAAAGCCGUCUGCGCCGCAAGCCUAGAGGAGAUACGCACCAAGGUGGCCGAGAAAUUUGACAAGUGCGAACAGCAGCCGACCAUCCACUUGGACUCCGAUGGCACCGAAAUCGACGAUGAGGAAUAUUUUCGCACCCUCGAUGAGAACACCGAGCUGGUGGCCGUAUUUCCUGGAGAGCAUUGGAUCGAUCCCACUCACUACGUGACUAUAACCACGCCGAAUGCCACGGCCAAUGGCAGCAUCACUGGCAACCCGGAGAGCGGCGACACCACGGAUGCCAAUAACUCGGAAUCGGCGCGUAUCCGGCAGCUGGUUGGCCAGCUGCAGAAUAACUUGUGCAACGUUUCGGUCAUGAACGACGCUGAUCUGGACUCGCUAUCCAACAUGGAUCCCAACUCAUUGGUGGAUAUAACUGGCAAGGAAUUUAUGGAGCAGCUCAAGGAUGCGGGCAGACCCCUUUGUGCCAAACGCAACGCUGAGGAUCGCUUGAACUUGUUGAAACUGCUGAAGGCUGGCGCAAUUUUCUGCUCGGAACGCUAUCCGGAAGAUGCGGAGGCCAUUGAUCGCGAGAUUGGGAGGCAGCUGAACGAGGCGGAGAGCGGUCAGGUGACCACAACAAAUGUUAGCAACUCUCGCACCAUCGAGGUGGUGCAGUGCGACAAUCAGAAUACCACCAUUACCAUAACCGUUGCCGAGGCCACAACCACAUGCAGCACUGUUGAGGCGUCUUCUCAAAACAACGAAGUCAAUGCCAAUUCGAACGGUAAUGGUGAUAUCUGACUGCCCAUCCUGGGCAGCCUUAGAUAGAGCCUGGCUGCCGGGGAGUUGCCAAAUUAAGGCACUUUUAUCAAACAUUGUUUUACACAAAUAAAAAAACGAGGAGAAAAAGAGGAAGACGAAAACGAACAGAAGAAUCAGUCCUGCAACAUUGGGUUAACAUACACGUAUUUCUAGCAUAUACUUAGGCGCUGCGAGUGGCCAAACGAACAGAAUUAAAAAAUCUACAUCUUGAAACGUAAAAACGAAAUAUUCAGAAAUGCUUCAUAGAAUUUAAGAGCAAUUGAAAGUUAACGAAAUAUUGUACUAGCAUAAAAAUCAUAAAGAUCAACAGGUUAUAAAACCAAAUGGCGAAAAACUUCGGUGCAUCAUUUAAAGAUUGCAAAGUUUAAGCAUGGAUUCAGUAGACCUCUAUCUAUAUUCUACAAACAGCUUGGAGGAAGAUAAUGCAUUGACAGCAAUUACAAGAGUUGUUUUUAUGAUAGAGUUUCUAAAAUGGAUUCUGAUUUUUUUUUAUAUUGAGUGAAAUAUAUUUCGUUUAAUUUGGGAGGUUGAAAUCUUUCGCUCCUAAAGUUAUUUAGUUGAAAAUGUGGGUGUUUUUUAAAAAUCAACUGUAAUUGUUUUUAUUUAUUUAUUUAUUUUUUUAUUUGAAAAAAAAAAGAAAAAAAAUUGCUGUAGAAGCAAAAAUAUCAUGUAUUGAAUAUACAUUUUAAAUAUCAUUCCACAUUUUGUGGUCAGAGCUUGACUAGUUUUCUCCUUUUUAGUGAAAUUUUCAUGAAAAAAAGUGUGUUUUAUUUCAAGGUUGAGUAUAAAAUUUUUAUUUGAAUUGAGACAUUCAAUAUCGGCGUUAAAACUUAGACGCAGAAUCAGACUGUGGCGUAAUUAAUUCUAUCAACUUCAGGAUUCUUAUCCAUGUUAAGCUAAAACUAUUUGAGAACUGUAUUUAUGUUAAAUGUCUGAAUCUAUAUGACUGUUAAUAGAUAUAUGACUCUAUAUAAACUUCUAUAAAUCUGAGUUAACACCCGUUGGGCAUUGAGCAAAGCUAUAAACCUUUAUUAAUUCUACAACUGUCCAACUUCCAGUGGGCCAGUCCAAGGCUUAAAAUUAGUUUCAAUGCCAGCAACAGAAUAACUUGGAGAAUACUUUUCAACAAACUUUAGCUAUAACAGAGUAAACAAAAAUCAAUUGUUGCCAACCGCUUAACAAUGGGGCAUAUCAGAUUUUUAAUUCAUGAAUGUUGAAGUUCUAAAUGUAUUUACGUAAUGCGAAUGUCAAUUGAGCCAAAGCCAUUUACAAAGAUCUGCAUAAAAUUCUGGCUCCGAAUCGGCUGGAUAUAUAGAGUCAAUGAAUACAUGCUACUGAAUUCAUAGUAAAAUCCAACAUGAAUCUAUUAUUUGCUGAUCAAGUUUUUUGCCAAAGUCGAAUCAUGUCAGAAUAAAUGAAAAUAAUUAAUAGAAAGGAAAAUCAAAAAUAAACGACAACAAUAAAUAUAUAAACAAUUGCAUAAAUAUAUCAUAUGAGGUAGUAAGAGACGAGGAAACUAUAGGAAAAUAUCAUGUUCAUUAUUAUUGAAUAAUUGUACGAAAAAAAUGGUUUUAAUGUAAUUACUAUGAUAAAAUAUGAAUUAACAUUUUGAGUAGUUAGAAUGAGUAUUUGAAGAUUUUUUGCUGCUUGGACAAGUUUUAGUAAAAAGUUGCGAUGAAGAUGAGUAUGAGGGAAUAAAUUUUCGAUUUGUAUUCUUUUUUUUUAAUUUUAUACAACUUAUUUGGAGUAGUUAGAGUUUGAAAUGAUGUUGAUGUAAACAUUUUCUUAUUGUUUUACGGUUGAUAAUAAUUGAUAAUAAUUAUUAUCUUUUGUAAUUUUCCAUAAAUAUUAUGUUCGUAUUUAAUAUAUUAAAUGUGUCUGGAGCAAUUAGUUAUUGGUUUUCUUGAUCAUUAGCGUGAAUGCUUUGCUCUUGAAAGAUUUUAUUCUCUUUAUAUGUAUAUGUAUAUCAAAUAUGAUAUAAUGUUAUGUUCUGCCAUAGCGAUUAUUGAGGUUAAUAAGAUGUUUAAUUAGUAUAAGCACAGACGCACACAUAAAAUUGUUUUUAGACUAAUGCCAUUGAAAAUGUCAUUUGUUGAAGCCAAUUGAGACUGAAUGUAUUUAUGUGUAACAAUUAUUUGAGGGUAUGAAACAAAAUAGAUUGUAUUUCGAAAUCGACCUGGUUUAGAAAUUGCUUCAAGUGAAUCCCCCACAAAGAAUAUUGUAGCGUAACCAAAUACACACACACACACUCACACACAAACGUAAAGAAUUUAACAACAAACUCUUAAUAUUAGUAAAAUUUAACAAUAAAUGCAAACGAGAAAUGCAAUUACACUCUUAUAAUCAUAUACAGAAAUGAAAAAAAGGCAAAUCAAAGGCAAAUUACAAUAUACAUAAGCAAUAAAUAUACCGAAAUCAAAGAUAAGAGAAAACUUAAAAUUAUAAAAUAUACAUAGUAACUGCAUACACCAAGCAACAAUAUACCUAAAUAAAAGCAUAUUAACAAAAGCAA